GCGUUUUUACUGGGAAUUGAACUCGCGCGCUGUGCACUCCCAGGACCUCUAGUUUACCCAGAGGCCAGAGCCAGAUGGACAACCGCUCAACCAUCUGGCCCCCUCCAUAGAAAGUUUCCCCGAGCACGGACGCCGCCUACGGUACUCUACUACAUACCGUACUCCAUCUUCAAACCAUGCAAAUUAUGCCUAAAUCUCGGGACUGGCGGGAUAUAAAAAUUGUGCGCCUCUGCGCUGGAUAAUAACUAACUUUCUCCCCUUCUCCUUUUUCUGCUCAGAGGGCUGGUAUCUCCUUCACAGAGAAUCGUUGCCCAAUUCCCUUCCUUCAGACCAACCCAUUCGUUUUUAUCGAUGAUAAACUCAAAAGCCUCCCGCCUUUUGGCAUUUGCUGCCUUGGGGAUCAAAGUAACCUUGGGCGCCGUCACGCUUGAGUCAUAUGAGGACACUUUCUCUUUGGCAGACUCGUUUGAUCCUAUCCAGGCUGCAUACUGGACCGGACUUCCCCACCAUCGACGUACACCUUUUGCAGUUGCACCGGACGGCACGACAGGGUACCUCGCGUACCUCAAUGCGGACCAGACCUCGGUUCUAGUUCAACAGGUCGAUACGACCUCGUUCACAUCUGUCGGUGACGCGGUUACUAUCACCGGCACUGAGGCCGGCGGCCUGGUUGCACACGACGACGGCUUUGCUGUCCUCAUCAAGACUACCGCUACCGGAUCAGAAAAUCUUCCCACUGAUGAUAUGCCGAUCGCAGUUGUCGUACGGUAUACGGAUGGUGAAUUGUCCUGGUCCACAGAAUUGAACGGUCCAUCAUCGUAUGGUGCUGGCAGCAUUGGGCGUACUGCGACCCCUGAUAUCAAUGGCGACCUUGUCUGGUCCGAAUCGGCUGGUCUUUAUGGCGCCUACUACGUCGUUACUGCGUACGAUGGAGACGCGUCUGGCCACUAUGGUGAUGCUAUUUCCUACGUUGACGCAAGCGGAACACGGCAAGACUCCACUGAAGGUACCAAUACCUGGGGCUGCUCACACAAUACUGGUAUCGGCUUCGAAGCCGCUGAUGCUGCUCCUUUUGCUUCCGUCUGUGCUGAGGACCAAGGCGCUAUCUGGUUGAAUACGAACAAUCGUGGCAUGUCCAACGUCGGUCAGAAGAUCUCAAACGAAAACACCACUAAUGGUUCCGGUGGCGAGGCGAUGUAUGGAAUGUCCGGCUCCUACUCCAACUUGGCUAGGUUCUCGACUUCCGACUUGUACAUUUUUGCUUGGCAGUCGCGCGGUGCAACCGAUCUUACCCUAAAUGAGUGGAUGGGUGACGGAUACACUGCCUGCAGCCCUCGUUGGCUCAACCACAAUGUCGCCAUUGCCAUCGCUUCUGAUAAGGAGACACUCUCAGGCGACCAAGCUACCUCUGAAGUCGGUGCAGCCGAUGGAGACACCCAAAUCACUUGGGUGACAGAAGACGAUGGGUCUGACCACCAGAAUAUUCACGUCGAGGCCUUUGACGGGUCUAACGCACUCGUUACAUACGAAACCCUUUCUAAUCCGACUUGUGAGCCUCUUCCCCUUUCCUGCACUGGUACUUUCUCUGGAACCAGCUUCCAGGUUGUCAGCAGCAGCGGUGAACUAGUUGGCUCUCCCGUUGUGGACGACAGUAUCACGGUAUCUGGCGACAUUGCACUUCUUGGAGACGGUCGCCUCUGCUGGCCUUAUGUCAAGCAAACCUGGGAUUUGAGCGCUGCGAAGGAUAGCGGCACCCCAACUUCCACAAUGUCCUUUGCUUGUGCUUCCCUUAACGGAACGUCAAAUUCAAUCGUGACCGCUUCGGAAUCGACUACUGCUGCUGCGACAGAGACAGCCACGUCUGUGGACACCUUGGUCAACAUAGCGUCCAGCGCUACCGUUGCGGAGACUUCUGCUGCUGAGGCCACCAGCAGCGCUCUUUCGGCCACCGACGUCCCCCAGUCCACUACUGUCAGUGAACCGGCAACUACAGAAACGACACUAACAACCGCAAGUGCUGGUGUGUGGCCAACGGGCAGCUGGGGUUCCUGGAAUCCCUGGGGAGUGAAUAAACACUUCGGCAGGAGCGGCUGUCCUCACUGUGAUAUAUCCCAUCGUCGCUCUGAGGGGUCGUAUUGAUGCUCUCAUGAGUUUAUGAGCGUGAUGCAAAUUUUGGAUCAACUGCCCGGUGCAGGCUAACUUGACGUCUACAUAUUUUUGUUGUCGUCGACAAAAUGUUUUGAUGUCAUUCUCGUGUACUGUUCUGAUAUUAUCAUUCAACUUCUUCAUUAUACUUGUGUCUAUUUUGAUUACUUUCUGCCUUCAUACCAGCCCACUAUCGUGUUUCAGAUUUGAAUCAUCGAGUGGUGAGGCUUAAAUUCAGCAAAAGAGGGAUCAGCAGCGUUGGGAAUCUCGGAUGGCAACGACCAGCCAAAUAUCUGGUUUAACACGGAAUGAAUACAAGAAGAAGCAGAAGAAACAAGGAGAGACCGUUGGUGGCUGAUGACUGAUCGAUAGUUUGUUUGUUUCAGUUUGC
This is a messenger RNA of Desarmillaria tabescens, 2536 nucleotides long. RefSeq lists its product as uncharacterized. The coding region runs from base 352 to 2139 and encodes 595 amino acids. NCBI's taxonomy places the organism in Eukaryota, Fungi, Basidiomycota, Agaricomycetes, Agaricales, Physalacriaceae. The transcript has 10 exons. The record is from RefSeq and is a predicted model, not a curated record.